This is a messenger RNA of Theobroma cacao (cacao), 768 nucleotides long. The record is from RefSeq and is a predicted model, not a curated record. NCBI's taxonomy places the organism in Eukaryota, Viridiplantae, Streptophyta, Magnoliopsida, Malvales, Malvaceae.
CAUUUUUGGAUGCAAAAGGGGAACAGAGAGAAACUAUAAUGGAAAAGCUUGCUGCUCUAAUGAUGAUUUUCUUGCUAGCCAUGCCAAUGGGGCAUUGCAGCAUUGAAGGGCCCGAGGAAGUGGAUGAAUGGUUCCAUAAGCUUCCUCAUGCAAAGGAAAAGGUUACCAAGCUCCAUUUCUUCUUUCACGACAGAUUUGCUGGAAAGAACGUAUCUGCGGUGCGGGUUGCCCAUGCGUCCAGCACUGCCAAAUCGCCAACUGCAUUUGGUCUAGUUUUCAUCAUGGAUGACCCAUUAACAGAAGGGCUCAAACCCACGACCAAAGAACUGGGUCGAGCUCAAGGACUGUACGCGUUUUCUGGGCGAGAGGAACUGAGUCUGCUGAUGGCCAUGAACUUGGUUUUCACAAGCGGUGAGUACAACGGCAGCACUCUUACCGUUUUGGGCAGGAACCCGGCCGUGCCACACCGUGAGAUGCCGAUCAUAGGUGGCUCAGGAGUUUUCCGACUGGCACGUGGAAUUGCGUCAGCGCAGUUACGUGAAUUCAACACUACCACCGGUAACGCUCUCAUCGAGUACAAUGUUGUAGUGAUUCACUAUUAAAGUGAUGGUGGCUUAAGCUUGUUCUCGUCUCCAUAUCAAAAGAAUAGGCGACGAGACAAUGUUGGCAGAUUGAUAUUUCUUUCUUUUUACUUUUUGGAUGCAUUUUGUUCUCUUUUUAUAUGGUUGUGGAAUAAUAAUGUGUGGAGAUACCUACGAGACCUUCUAA